Messenger RNA from Brachypodium distachyon (stiff brome), 2306 nucleotides. Its product is annotated as allene oxide synthase 1, chloroplastic. The transcript has a single exon. Bases 188 to 1723 code for a protein of 511 amino acids. NCBI's taxonomy places the organism in Eukaryota, Viridiplantae, Streptophyta, Magnoliopsida, Poales, Poaceae. Gene Ontology annotation, molecular function: oxidoreductase activity, acting on paired donors, with incorporation or reduction of molecular oxygen; heme binding; monooxygenase activity. The record is from RefSeq and is a predicted model, not a curated record. Gene Ontology annotation, biological process: sterol metabolic process.
CUCCAACUUUUUAAAACGCCGCCCCAGGCACAACCCGAGUUAUUAUACUCCCCCGCGCGUAACGACCACAAGCAGCUACUCAGCUAGCGCCGCGGACUUCGUUUAACCCCGCUCUGCGCUGCCACCGCGGUAGCUAAGCUUGUGCAGAGCUCACAGUACACACACAGAUCAAGAAGAAGCAGCAAAAAUGGCCACGGCGACCUUCCGGCUCUCCCUGACCACGCCGUCGCCGGGCAGCCGCCAGCGGCAUCGGCACGCGCGCGCGUCCGCGUCCGCGACGGACCGGCACGAGGUGGUGUCCCCGAAGCGCCGCCUCCCGCUCCGCAAGGUGCCCGGCGACCACGGCCCGCCGCUGGUGGGCGCGCUCAAGGACCGUCUCGAGUACUUCUACGGCCCGGGGGGGCGCGACGGGUUCUUCGCGUCCCGCGUGCGCGCGCACCGCUCCACCGUGGUCCGCCUCAACAUGCCGCCAGGCCCCUUCGUGGCCAAGGACCCGCGCGUGGUGGCGCUCCUGGACGCCGCCUCUUUCCCCGUCCUCUUCGACACCUCCCUCGUCGACAAGACCGACCUCUUCACGGGCACCUUCAUGCCUUCCGUCGACCUCACGGGCGGCUACCGCGUGCUCUCCUACGUCGACCCCGCCGAGCCCAACCACGCCCCGCUCAAGUCCUUGCUCUUCCACCUCCUCACCCACCGCCGGGAACACGUGAUCGCGACUUUCCGUGAGGUCUACGGCGAGCUCUUCGCCCUCAUGGAGGGCGAGCUCGCGCGGGCCGGGAAGGCCGAUUUCGGGGAGCGGAACGACGACGCGGCGUUCGGGUUCCUCUGCCGGGCGCUCCUGGGCCAAGACCCGGCGGACUCCCCGCUCCGGGACGAGGCCCCCAAGCUGAUCACCAAGUGGGUGCUGUUCCAGAUCAGCCCGCUGCUCAACCUCGGCCUGCCGAAGCUCGUCGAGGACGGGCUGCUCCACUCCUUCCGCCUCCCUCCGGCGCUCAUCCGGAAAGACUACACCCGCCUCGCGGACUUCUUCCGUGACGCGGGGAGAGCCGUGAUCGACGAAGGGGAGCGGCGGCUGGGGGUGGCACGGGAGGAGGCCGUGCACAACAUCCUCUUCGCCAUGUGCUUCAACUCCUUCGGCGGGAUGAAGAUCCUGUUCCCGUCGCUAAUCAAGUGGCUGGGCCGGGCCGGGGGGCGGAUCCACGGCCGGCUAGCGACGGAGGUGCGGAACGCGGUCAGGGGCAACGGCGGGGAGGUGACGAUGCAGGCGCUGGCGGAGAUGCCGCUGGUGAAGUCGGCGGUGUACGAGGCGCUGCGGAUCGAGCCCCCCGUGGCGAUGCAGUACGGAAGGGCCAAGAAGGACAUGGUGGUGGAGAGCCAUGACUACGGGUACGAGGUCAGGGAAGGGGAGCUGCUGUUCGGGUACCAGCCCAUGGCCACAAAGGACCCGCGUGUCUUCGCGCGCGCAGAGGAGUACGUGCCCGACAGGUUCCUUGGGGAAGACGGGGCCAGGCUGCUCCGGCACGUCGUCUGGUCAAACGGGCCAGAGACGGCGUCCCCGACGCUGCAGGACAAGCAGUGCGCCGGGAAGGACUUCGUCGUGCUCAUCGCGCGCCUCCUCGUCGCCGAGCUCUUCCUCCGCUACGACUCCUUCGACGUCCAGGUCGGGUCAUCGGCGCUCGGCUCCUCGGUCACCAUCACCUCGCUCAAGAAAGCCACCUUCUGAUCUCACCGGCUUCAUUUCGUUUGCUGUCCACGGCCAAGGUCGCCACGGCACCGCGUGCCUUGUUUUUCCCCCCCUCUAUUUUCGGCACCGGUAUAUUCCGCAACAACAACGUGAUCGGCUUGCAUGGAGGACUGGAGGUGUAACAGAUAUCUUUUCUUAGUAAAGACGAGAUGUUUUUUUCUUUCUCGGGGAACAUUUGGUGACUUGGAGAUGUGUUGUGGCUUUCCUGGCAAGAUCAGAGAACUGCCACUGCUGCUGCGAGUGAGACGAAGGAGACACGUAACCUACUGCUUGAGCUUGUUAAUUUGUUAUGAUGUUAUCCACUGCUGGGUUGGUGGUUCUUUCUUUAAAAAUGGAUCAAGAUUCCAGAGAGUAGGUUAGGGGUCGAUGGUGAUGGCAACUAGAACAGGUACAAUGUUCAUGUGAUGUUAUUAAUUGGACGAGCAGAUUAGUAGAUGGAUGGAGGUGCAGUUAUUGGGAUCAAUUCAACAGGAAAGAGGAAUACUACCUCCAUGGCUGCAUUUCAUUGUCCAUGGGCCCAUGCUGUGGACAGGCGUUUUUUAAAGCCUUCUCUUGUUGUGUA